CAUCCACCACCACCCCCGUUUAUCACCUACACUGACAAGGGCAUGAACGCUGUCGAGCGCUUCAAGACUGGGUUCGAGAAUUUCAGGAAUACUAUAUACGACAAGAGGCCGGAGCUGUUUGAGCGGCUCAAGACUGGCCAGUCACCAAAGGUAUAGUGCUGCCAUCAGAUUAAUAGUUUUAUACAUAGAUUAUGAAACCUAUAAUUUGUUCUUUCCAGCACACAUAGAAUGCGCCGGCAUAAUUUGCUGUCUCUACUAAGAAUUAUGCCAUUUGGAGGGUGCAUACCUCACAUUACGCUCUUUUGGUUUGUUUGUGGACUGAAGUCAAACUCGACUAAGGAAUUCUGAUGGGAACAGCUCAUUACCAUUGUGACCAUUGAGCAAUAUAUAUUGAUAAAAAAAAUAGUUGACAAAAUUUUCAUCUUCAGUACAAAGUACUAGUGGAAUUUCUUCAAAAUUCUACAUUAGAGGAACUAACAUGAACAAAAGCACAGAGCGGCUUACUAUAGAUGACCAAUGACAUGGUUCCUGCAUAUGUUAACUUUUUUUUUUUUUGAAGGACAGACCCGUCUAAAUAAAUGAAUAUUUUUGUUUUCUUAUUCUAUUAGCUUGCUUAGGUUCUAAGUUUUUUCCUUUAUGACUUGCGUGAGAAGGGCUAGAGAUGUGAUUUCUAGUGCUGUAGAGUGUCAUGUGGGGAAUGCACUACGUCCGCAGGCGCAAGGAUCAGCGACAACAGCAAAACGGCAAACAGUAGAUAUGCAGGAUUUGUUUUCGUUUGUUUCAGAGUCUGUUAAAGUUUGUUAGUUUGAUCUUUAUCUCUAAGAGUUUGUUAGAUGGCAUUGUAAUCUUUACUUAAAGGGCCAGUAUGGCGCAUGGAAUAAACAAGCAAUCAGAAAACCAAUCUAUCGCUCCUUUCCUGCCUUGCUAGUGCGGCGCCGGUCACGGCACCUCCGCGCCGGCGAGGUCCAGGACCACGCCCGGUUACUUCGUUCAAAUACUCCCUUCGCCGUAACCCUCCUUCCAAUCUCCUAGCCCGUGACAACUUGGUAUCAGAUUCCUCUGGUUCCGAUCCAAUGGCCUCUACUCAGAAUCAACUCGAUGAAAUCGCGAAGAACCUCACCUCCAUGGCGGCGCAAAUCUCCGAUCUCGCCAGGAAGAUGAGCACCUUGGAGCCCCUCGUGCCGCUCGCGGCAAAACUCGACAAGCUGCCUGAUCGCGUCACGCAGGUGCAGGCGUCCGCCUUCGAGUACUCGGAGCAAGUCCGCGCUCUCAACCUCGCCGUCGAGCGCGUCGAGGCUUCCCAGCGCGCGGCCACGACGAACCCUUCUGGCUUGGUCUCACGUCAGCCACGCGACAACACACCGCCACAAGAUGACGCUGACGCACGCUCGCGACGCGACCAACACGGCGACGACACCGCGAUCGACAACAGCUUCCUUCCUCGCGCCAAACUCGAGUUCCCGACGUACGACGGCAAGGGCGACCCGCUGCCAUGGCUGAACCGCUGCGAGACCUUCCGCGGACAGAAAACGCCGGAGACACGCAAGGUGUGGUAUGCCUCAUUGCAUCUAAUCGGGGACGCCCAGUUGUGGUAUUACAGGAUUGAGCUCAAUUCUGGCGAACCGUCGUGGCGGAGGUUCGUCCAGUUGGUGCACACUCGUUUCGGGCCACCCAUGACGGACAGCCCGCUAGGCGAGCUCACGGCCCUGCGUCGCACUGGCACGGUGGAGAACUACGUCAACAGUUUCCUCGCCUUGGCGUGCCGCGACGUCGAGCUAUCCGAGUCCCAGCAGGUUCAGCUCUUCACGGCUGGCCUCGUCAACCCGCUCAAGACUGAUGUCGCCCUCUGCCGCCCGCGAUCGCUGGACGACGCCAUUAUGCUGGCACGCGCGUACGAGCAGCGCGCCACCCUUGGCCCGACUGAUCCAUCCGCGCCGCGCACGGGACGAGUGCCGCGGCCUUCACUGCCGGCGUCGUCGGCCGCAUCCGCAUCUGCAUCGACCACUUCGGCUGAUGUUGCCGCAUCGACCGCUGCUGGCAAGCAGCCCCUGGUGUCGGCUCUGCCCCGCAAGCGACUUUCUCCAGCCGAGAUGGCCCAACGACGCUCCGAAGGGCUAUGCUACAAUUGCGACGAGAAGUACGUCGCAGGCCACCGGUGCAAGAAGUCGUUCGUGAUCGAGGUUAUCAGUUUCCCGGAAGACACCGGGGACGAGGAGGACUCCACGCCAGAAGCACACGCCAUCACCCUCGACGAGCCGAGCAUCUUCCUCCACGCCCUGGCUGGUAUCUCUGCUCCUAAGUUCAAUACUAUCAAGGUGUGGGCUCGUCUCGGCUCGCAGGAACUCGUCGCCCUCCUUGACUCCGGCUCAACACACAACUUCAUCAACGAUGCCAUCGCGCACCAGGCUAGCGUCCCUCUACAGCGCCGCCCCGGCCUCAGCGUAGCCGUGGCCAAUGGAGAUCGCGUGCCGUCACCGGGCAGGUGCCCGCCACAGCGCGUCUCCAUCGGCUCGCACGAGUUCGACAUCGACUUCUAUGCACUCCCGCUUGGCGGCUACGACAUUGUGCUAGGUGCACAGUGGCUCGGCACCCUCGGACCGACGCUAUGGGAUUUUUCUCGACAAUCCCUCGCCUUCGGACCCGCCCACGACCGCGUCACGUGGACAAGUAUCGACGCCGCACCGGCGCCCGCCCUUGCUGCCGCCAUCGACGGUCAGCCGGGCGACCUCAUGACCGAUCUGCUCGACGUCUUGAAAGACCUCUUCACCGAGCCGCACGGACUACCGCCAGAACGCCAUCUCUGCCACCGCAUACGACUGGAGGCAGGGGUAUCGGCUGUUGCGGUGCGCCCGUAUCGGUACGCGCACAUCCAGAAAGAUGAGCUCGAGCGACAGUGCGACGAUAUGCUCCGCCACGGCGUCAUCCGGCCCAGCUCGUCGGCAUUCUCGUCCCCGGCUUUGCUGAUCAAGAAGUGCGACGGCUCCUGGCGCUUCUGCGUCGACUACCGCGCCCUCAACGACAAGACCAUCAAGGAUAAGUUCCCGAUCCCGGUCGCCGAGGAACUCUUCGACGAGCUGCGCGGCGCCAAAUUCUUCACCAAGUUGGAUAUGCGUUCCGGCUACCACCAAGUGCUGAUGCAUCCGGACGACGUGCACAAGACGGCGUUCCGCACCCACCAAGGCCUCUUUGAGUUCUUGGUGAUGCCCUUCGGACUCACGAACGCGCCGGCGACAUUCCAAGCCUUGAUGAACGACGUGCUGCUUCCGUUCCUCCGCCGGUUCGUGCUCGUCUUCUUUGAUGAUAUUCUAAUAUACAGCUCGUCUUGGUCGGAGCACCUCCGCCAUGUACGCACGGUGUUGCAAACGCUGCAAGAUCAUUGCCUCCACCUCAAGCGCUCCAAGUGUGAGUUCGGCCUCACCUCCGUCGCAUACCUGGGGCAUGUCAUCUCCGGGGACGGUGUGGCGAUGGACCGUAGCAAGGUCCAGGCUGUGCUGGACUGGCCGGUGCCCAAGACGGUGCGCGCUGUUCGGGGCUUCUUGGGCCUCGCCGGCUACUACCGCCGCUUCAUCCGCGACUUCGGCGCUAUCGCCGCGCCACUGACGGCGCUCCUCCGUAAAGAGGGGUUCCGUUGGUCCGACGAGGCGGCAGCGGCGUUCCGCAAGCUGCAACACGCUUUGACGGCGGCGCCAGUCCUUCAACUUCCGGAUUUCAACCGCGACUUCAUCGUCGAAUGCGACGCGUCGGGUACGGGCCUUGGCGCCGUGCUCCACCAGGGCGGCGGUCCAGUCGCGUUCUUCAGCAUGCCCAUCGCCCCCCGUCACGCCAAGCUGGCCGCCUACGAGCGCGAAUUGAUCGGCCUCGUCAAGGCGGUCCGUCACUGGCGACCGUACCUCUGGGGCCGCCGCUUCAUCAUUCGCACGGACCAUUAUAGCUUGCGGUUCCUGCUCGACCAACGCCUCUCGACCAUUCCACAGCAUCAUUGGGCGAGCAAGCUGCUGGGAUUCGAUUUUGCCGUCGAGUACAAGCCUGGAACGGCCAAUGUCGUCGCCGACGCCCUAUCUCGCCGCGACGAACACUUGGCUGAAGCGUUUGUUCUAUCGGCGCCGCACUUCUCGCUGCUCGACGACGUUCGCCGCGAGGUUGCCUCUACUCCAUCCCUGGCAAGCCUCCGCGACGACAUCAUUCGCGGCGCUAAACCCCCGCCGUGGGCAUUCAAAGAUGGACUGAUCGUACUCAAGGAUCGGGUGUUUAUCCCGGAGUCGUCACCACUGCUACCCGCGGUCCUGGAGUUGGCGCACGGCCACGGCCACGAAGGAACCCAGAAGACCAUGUUCAGGCUCCGCGCCGAUUUCCAUGUGCCACGCGAUCGCGUGCUCGUGCAAGAUUUCGUGCGCGCCUGCCUCACAUGCCAACGGAACAAGACAGAACAUCUUCAGCCCGCCGGUCUUCUCCAGUCCCUCCCGGUGCCGUCCGCGGUGUGGGCUGACAUCGCUAUGGACUUCGUUGAGGGCCUUCCUCGCGUCCAUGGCAAGACGGUGAUCCUCACGGUGGUGGACAGGUUCUCCAAGUUCGCUCAUUUCAUCCCGCUGUCACAUCCAUACACGGCAACCACGGUGGCGGCAGCAUUCUUCGGCGACAUCGUCCGUUUACACGGUGUGCCGUCCUCCAUCGUCAGCGAUCGGGAUCCCGUCUUCACCAGCAAGUUUUGGACGGAGUUGUUUCGCCUCGCCGGGGUUCAGCUGAAUCUGACUUCAGCGUUUCAUCCACAGUCUGACGGCCAGUCCGAGGUCACCAACAAAAUCAUUGCAAUGUAUUUGCGCUGUCUCACAGGAGAUCGUCCUCGUCAAUGGUUGAGGUGGCUUCCGUGGGCGGAGUAUUGCUACAACACGUCAUAUCAGGCUUCGCUGCGGACGACGCCUUUCCAUGUAGUCUAUGGCCGCUCACCGCCGAGUCUGCGUUCUUAUGAGCCGGGGAGUACAUGCUUGCCAGCCGUUCAGCGCUCGAUGCAAGAUCGGGAUCAGUUUUUGGUAGCCAUCCGUGAUCGGCUGGAGCAGGCACAGCAGGUGUACAAGCAGGCCUAUGACAAGAAGCAUCGGGAGUUGAAUUUUGAUGUGGGCGAUUGGGUUUGGCUGCGCCUUCUGCAUCGGCCGAUGGCGUCGCUCGACACGAGGGGCCGUGGCAAGCUGGGGCCUAAGUUCUAUGGUCCCUACCAGAUCGUCGCUUGCAUCGGGUCGGUCGCUUAUCGUCUUCGCCUUCCGCCAGGAGCUCGUCUGCACGACGUUUUCCAUGUGGGACUGCUUAAACCGUUUCGGGGUGAGCCGCCAAGCACUCUGCCUCCGUUGCCGCCGACGCAGCAUGGUCAAGUCUGUUUGGAACCACAGUCAGUCUCCCGCAGUCGUUUGGCUCGAGGAGUCCGUCAAGUCUUGGUUCAGUGGAAGAACAAGCCGGCGGCAGACGCAUCGUGGUUGUCGCUGGAUGAAUUCCGUGCAUUAUAUCCGGAUUUCCAGCUCGAGGACGAGCUGCUUCUCGAGGGAGGGAGAGAUGUCAUGUGGGGAAUGCACUACGUCCGCAGGCGCAAGGAUCAGCGACAACAGCAAAACGGCAAACAGUAGAUAUGCAGGAUUUGUUUUCGUUUGUUUCAGAGUCUGUUAAAGUUUGUUAGUUUGAUCUUUAUCUCUAAGAGUUUGUUAGAUGGCAUUGUAAUCUUUACUUAAAGGGCCAGUAUGGCGCAUGGAAUAAACAAGCAAUCAGAAAACCAA
Messenger RNA from Oryza sativa Japonica Group (Japanese rice), 5759 nucleotides. Its product is annotated as carbonic anhydrase, chloroplastic. Gene Ontology annotation, biological process: carbon utilization. The record is from RefSeq and is a predicted model, not a curated record. Lineage: Eukaryota; Viridiplantae; Streptophyta; Magnoliopsida; Poales; Poaceae. Gene Ontology annotation, molecular function: carbonate dehydratase activity; zinc ion binding.